This is a messenger RNA of Ostrinia furnacalis (Asian corn borer), 1784 nucleotides long. RefSeq names its product eukaryotic translation initiation factor 3 subunit j (gene eIF3j). The transcript has 7 exons. The record is from RefSeq and is a predicted model, not a curated record. Bases 347 to 1069 code for a protein of 240 amino acids. Gene Ontology annotation, cellular component: eukaryotic translation initiation factor 3 complex; cytoplasm. Lineage: Eukaryota; Metazoa; Arthropoda; Insecta; Lepidoptera; Crambidae. Gene Ontology annotation, molecular function: translation initiation factor activity.
UAUUGCGGUUGAGAGGCGGCCAUAUUGAAAAUUUUAGUGAAUCAGAAAAAUUAUCGUCUGCAAUGGAGUCAUAUUUUUGCUUAUCAAAUACUGAUAGUUUUGUUGGGGAAUCGCCAAAAUUAUGCAAUUUGUCCAUCGUUUCCCAAUUUGGUUGUGGUCAUUUCAGAAAAGCGUCGAUCGUUUGACAAAAUUGGCCUGAGUGUGUUGUUUGUAAAUUCUCGGUCGACCCUGGAGACAUCUUGUGAUAGAAAAGCAUUAUUGCAGCAAGUUACUUCGCUGCUGUCUGGUUUUGUCUUCGCGUGAAACGGUAACAAAAUUAGAUUGGUGCUAUUUAAGGCCUGCAAUCAUGGAUGUGUCGUGGGACGCAGAUAAUUUUGAGCCUAAACUUCCGACCACGUUGACCUCUUCCAACAAAUGGGAGGGUGAAGACGAGGAAGAAAUCGUCAAGGACAGCUGGGAAGACGAGGAAGAGGAAAAAAAAGAUGAAGAGAAAAAGGAGGCUGCUCCGCCUCCCGCGAAGCCCAAAAAGAAAAUUCACGACAAAAUAGCCGAACGCGAGCGCAUGGAACGGGAGAAGUCCGAGAGGCUUACUACGCCUGAGAAAGUAGAAGAACUCACUCCUGAAGAGAAGUUAGCUGAAAAGCUUCGUCGGCAGAAAUUACAGGAGGAAUCCGACCUCCGGCUUGCUAUGGAGACAUUCGGAGUCUCCGGCGAUGGUGGAGGCAAACUGGACAGCUUCCAUCCGACUACCAAGGAGGAGUUCACAGAAUUUUCUGACCUGUUGAGCAGGAAGAUUAACCUGUAUAAAGCUAAGGAGGAAUUCCCUGCCUUCGUCGAUGAACUGUUUAGGAAUAUUAUUGUACAAAUGGCCUCAGCGGACAUCAAAAGGAUAAAGAUGUCCGUUGACAACUUGUACAUUGAGAAACAAAAAGCAGAGAAAAAUGAGAAGUCUAAGAAACCCACUAAGGGCAAAGGCAAGGCCAAGUUAAAAGUUGAAGGUGACAACGCUCACCUCAACCAAUACGACAACUACGGUAAUUUCGACGACGACUACGAUGACUUUAUGUAAACACGCUGUAGUUAGGCCGGUACCCGGCGUCUUGACGUCGUCACGCCCUUUUUAUAUGCCAUAUCCAUACGCAAUAUGUAAACUUAACGCGAAAUGUAAACUCUAUUUUGCACCACAGUUUUGCAAUACAUUUAAUUACAAUUAUAAUUAUGCUUAUUUACACAGUGUAAACAUAUACAAAGUGUAAACAUUUUACGCCGUGUAUACUCAUAUUUACAUAAACAUUACUUUAAGCUCUAUUAAACUACUAUCAUUUAAUUAAUUCUACUAUCAUUUUCAUUCAUAAUGCAUGAUGAAAUCUUUGUCUAAAUGUUGAUUCGUAUAUAAAUAUGUCAUUGUGUUGUCUACAUUCCCAUGGGAAAAUAUUUUUGUAUAACUCUAGUGGUAAGUGAUACAUGAAUACUAUAUAAUAGAAUUUGUGCGUUCUAUGUCAUAAUAAAUUUGCUAUAAAUAAUCUAUAUAAUAGCAUUAUUUACAUUUUAAUGAUUUUAACCUCUUCCAUUUUCCACUAGUUAUUAUGAAUAAUAUAAAAUAUGUACAAAAUGAGAUUGUGUCAAAGCGUUAUUCAUAUAAAAAGGGUGAAUUAUUAUGUUUCGUUUUAAAUUAUUUAGUUAGGUAUUUUUUCAAUUAGAUGCUUAUGUGCGUGACAGUUGUAUGUAAACGUUUGGAGGCCCGGUACCUAACAGCGCCAUGUAUAGCUAUAUACAUACUUAUA